GACCUCAAUCAACUAUCGAUGAUGAAUAUGCUCAUGCAGCUGAAAAAGAUCCCAAAAUUUUGCUUACCACCUCAAGAAAUCCUAGUGCUCCUCUUACUCAGUUUGUCAAGGAGUUGAAAAUUGUGUUCCCUAAUGCUCAGCGAAUGAAUCGUGGUGGUCAGGUAAUAUCAGAAAUAAUUGACACCGGCAAAUCUCAUGAUUUUACAGAUGUAAUUUUGGUCCAUGAGCAUCGUGGCGUGCCUGAUGGCAUUAUCAUUAGCCAUCUGCCUAAUGGUCCAACUGCUUACUUUGGAUUGCUCAAUGUGGUCACAAGACAUGACAUUAAGGACAAAAAAUCUAUGGGAACAAUGUCCGAGGCAUAUCCACAUUUGAUUUUUGACAACUUUCCAACGAAGCUUGGUGGGAGGACGGUUGACAUCCUAAAGCAUUUGUUUCCUGUGCCCAAGCCUGAUACAAAACGUAUCAUCACAUUUGCUAACCGGUCAGACUACAUUUCAUUCAGACAUCACGUAUAUGAAAAACAUGGAGGCCCAAAAUCAGUCGAGCUGAAAGAGGUUGGCCCUCGAUUUGAACUACGGCUUUACCAGAUCAAAUUAGGAACAAUGGAUCAAGACGAAGCUCAAACCGAAUGGGUCAUAAGGCCUUACAUGAACACGUCCAAAAAACGCAACCUUCUAGGGGACUGAACAUGCAGCUGAAUAUCAACUUUGAAGCCUCUCCCCCUCUUCCCGGUUUGCACUUACAGACGUUUGAUCCAAACUUCGGUGGUCAUUGUUGCUAAGUUUCAUCAGUCAGCAAGACAUGUCUUUGAUCGGUAAAAUGCCGGUGUGGUUGUUCUUAAAGCAAUAUUCGACGCAAUUUUCUGCUUCUGGUUCUAGGGAGGCUGUAAAAUCUCUCUGUGGGGAGACGAAAAUCGAACUGGGAAUAUAAUGUUAUGUAUAAUGUGCUAAUUUUUUGCAUAUCAAAAUUGAUUUAUGAUUCUUCUAUAUGAUGCAACAGCUUAAAUUGAUUUAUGUCAAUUUUUGUUCCCCCACCUGGUGGUACUAAGCACAAAUCUUUAGUUAUUGUAAUUUAAAUUAACAUUGCA
Molecule: messenger RNA, 1087 nt
Organism: Capsicum annuum
Lineage: Eukaryota; Viridiplantae; Streptophyta; Magnoliopsida; Solanales; Solanaceae
Product: U3 small nucleolar ribonucleoprotein protein IMP4
Biological process (GO): rRNA processing
Cellular component (GO): nucleolus; Mpp10 complex; small-subunit processome
Molecular function (GO): snoRNA binding; rRNA primary transcript binding
Source: RefSeq, a predicted model, not a curated record